AUGACAACCAUUUCACAGUCUAAACCUAGUGUUACACCUCCAACCAAGCCUCAACUAGCCCUAGCUCUGGCUGUUGUCAAGCGAAAACCACCAGGCCAAAGCGUGAAAGAAUACAUUUUGCAGAUUCGACAGUUCAUUCAAAAGACCGAAGAUUUGGGCCAAGUCGUUGUGACGGACAAGUUCUUCGACAGCGUUUCCUUCUGGCAACAAGCAUAUGAACGGUCCGAGGCAGCACAGAGCAAGCUACAAGACCAAGUCCAUGAGCUUAAGCAGCGUAUUGAGGGCCUUCUUGCCAAACUGCGUGUCAAAGGCACUACAAAUGACAAUAGGACCUUGCCGGCAAACAAACGCAAAGCGCCUGUUGGAAAGAAAGCGAAUAGUUCAAACAUGGCUAGGAAACGCAUAAAGCUACCAAAGAGUAUGGAGAAAAGGAUCCCAUUGAUGGAUGACGAUGAUUCAGGAGAAGAAGACGAUGUCUUAUGCCUCAGCAGGCAUCUGCAUACCGUCCAAAAGGCCCUGCAAAGAAAGGCAAACACCAGCUCUGAGGCCAAUUCUCUGGCUGUCGAUGCAGUCAUCCUCUGCAAAUCUGCAGAGCAAAAGCUGAUCCAGACUAUCCAGAACGAGAGCAAAACGACGGAGCAGAAACCUUCCCAAACCGAGCAGCCCAAUAUGCCGGAUACGGAUGCUGUUAUGAAUGGUGUGACAGUUGCUUUCCACCUCACGCACAAAGCGUUGCACAAAAUGGCCGGGGCCGAGAAUGCUACGCAGUACCAAGGUCAAGUCGUAUACUACCUUGUAGGUCUGUUCGAAUCAACUAUGACAGCACUCACUCUGCAUUGCACUGCAAUUUCCAAGCAAGAGCCAGCCAGCAAAAACACCGAAUCCAAUGGAGGCCCGAAGUCUGCCACACGACUUGUUGAACAAAACAAGCGCACAAAAGAGAACAGAUCACCUACCCAGAAUGAAAUAGCUUCUCGCCUCGCAGACUUGCUCUGCACGAUGGCACUCUCCCUCAAUCUAACUCGAACCGAAGACCAAAAAGUAAUGGAAGGGUUCCUCUUCCUUGUCCUCAAUCGCAUGGGCAAAAUGCUAGCUCUCCACGUUUUCCAUGACCUGCGACUGCCAAUGGGCAUCUGCCCCGGGAUGACAUUUCCAGACGGACUCGAAGCAAUGACUGACGAGGGUCUUAUGCCAAAUGAGGCACAGCUGGAAGCCAAGUACCUCGUUCGGCUUCUGGACAGAAUGCUCAAUGCCGGAUCUCUUCAAUCACCUCCCGAGGAAUCGGCUACUCGUCAAUUUGUCACAAAUGCCAAAGAUCGGUUGCAAAGGACUCUCCUCCGGGCUGUAUUUGGGCCUGGUGAUCGUCUGUUUCGAGAGGGUCUGCGGCGUCCGCAUACUCCGCCUCCUCAGGUGCUUGAUAACCAACAGAUCGACCAGAGGAAGUUUUCGGAUUGGCUUACACAGGAGCUGUGGCGGCUUGUGGGUUGGGAUGUGCUGAGGACAUUGCUUGCUCCAACCUGA
Penicillium mononematosum is the source of this 1521-nucleotide messenger RNA. RefSeq lists its product as uncharacterized. The record is from RefSeq and is a predicted model, not a curated record. The transcript is spliced from 3 exons. The coding region runs from base 1 to 1521 and encodes 506 amino acids. Lineage: Eukaryota; Fungi; Ascomycota; Eurotiomycetes; Eurotiales; Aspergillaceae.